AUGCUCUCAUGUUUCACCGGACAUCUGUCGCAAACCAAAUCUUCGUUUUCUUUCGUCGUCCUUGCCCUUCUCAUCUCCAAUCAGCUUCAGACUGUUCAUUCGGCUUCGAUCCCCAAUGGUCCUGGUCGAUUGGUGGACAAUCUGUCGAACUCAACCGAUCUACAAAGUUUCUAUAAUCUAUCCUCGGUUUCAACUCGACCCUCUCAUCGAUAUCUCGCCUCGCAUCAUGCGUCGACCGGUAUCCCCCAAAAGGAGACGGACUCCGUUUUACUUGACGAAUGUCUGAGCCGGCCUCUAAGCCCCAAGUUAUGGAUGGAGUUGGGGAUGAACGAAUUUUUACGUGACUAUAGGAAUGGCGAGAAUGUAAACUUAAUGCAAUUAGCCAAUCAAGUCAACUUGACGAAUUUCGAUUGUGGAAUAGAGAAACUAUGCUAUGCGGAUCAGCUUUGUCAGCCCGUAAGAGGAAAAGAGUGGUAUAUAUUAGUUGCAGCACAAGAAUGGAACACUUUUAUGAACGCAGCUUAUCAGUCUAUUGGAUGGGCUAUGACUAUGAUGCAAGGAGUUGCUCCUUCACUGGUUCACGAUUUCUAUCCAGACUUGCCCGAUACCUGGGCGAUCAUCAAAGCUAUUUUGACCUUUGCAUCAGCUCUGGCAAAAGUGAUCCCUACAGAGGGUCUUCUUACCUACCCUAAAUGGUUAUACCAGUUGGUCCAAGGAGAAUUCGGUCUUUUUGCUGGGGUCUCUAACCUGAUGGAUGACAUCAUUAUGAAAAACCCCGUCAAUCAACAUGACAAGUGGACUGCAUUUUCGUAUGCUUUAUCGACGAGCCAAGACCGGGCCCAAAUGGCAAUUGCCAACCUUUCUCAAUCGAUAAUUGAAGCCGGUAUUAGCACUGAAAACGGAAUAUAUGGCGUUCUGAAAGACGGAAAUUUCUUGAUGUCUCGUUCCAAAACUCGUAAAAAUGCUCACGGAAAAUUGGACAAUAUUGCUGGUGAUAAAGAGUCAGAAAUGAAAGUCGCAGUCCAGUUACAUCUUUUGGCAGCGAUUUGGGAGCAACAGAACUACUUUAUCACCCGUGGAAGUGAUCCAUGUACCGGAGCUGGUCCCAAUGGUGCAUGGGGAGGAGAUAAGGUACUUUCGUAUUGCGGACCUGACAACGUAAUGAUGAAUAUCGUUCAAGUCAAAGGAAAACAUGUGAUCAAAAAAGUUCAUAAUGCUAAAUUGGUCACCGAAAAGUAUAACUUUAGCGUGAAAUCCUUGACCGAAGCUGCGUGGAAUUGUCAGAAACAGAGCGGUAAAUUUGAGUUUGACGUGUGGAAUUCAACCGAUCCGGUAAAAUUUGACGAUCAGUGCAGUUUCAACUUGCCUGUGUGCGAUCUCACUCGGCCUGAUAUUCGUGAAUACCGAGACAGCGGUGCAGGUACCGUUUCAGCCUGUAGAAUCAUUGGCGGAUUACCCAUCUAG
Messenger RNA from Puccinia triticina, 1464 nucleotides. RefSeq lists its product as uncharacterized. The transcript is spliced from 11 exons. Lineage: Eukaryota; Fungi; Basidiomycota; Pucciniomycetes; Pucciniales; Pucciniaceae. The coding region runs from base 1 to 1464 and encodes 487 amino acids. The record is from RefSeq and is a predicted model, not a curated record.